GGGGCACCUGAAAUUCCUAACCCCCCAGCUUUCACAUUCCAAGUGUUGGGACUACAGGCCUGUGCCUGCAUGUCUUGUGUUUUUGUUUAUUUGUCAGUCCAUGAAGAGAAACAGAAGAAACCCUUUGCUGUUUCUCUGCCCACUGAAGCUCAUCCAAUGGGAAGUGUCAAUGUCUGUCGAGUGAAUUCACAAAUGGCCCUUGAAUUCCAUUAAGUAUUUCCAUUUCGGCCAUCUUAAUCACGCAAUACUAGGAAAGACAAACUCAACAGGACUACUGGGCGGAGUUUCAAAUGUCUAAUCAGAUAGCAGCAGUUUAUGUUAGGAGCACCAGCCCUAAAGGGGAGGCGUUAGUAGUGGCCAGCAUAAAACUCCAGAGGAGCCAGAGAAGACAUUUCCAGAAGCUUGGAGUGAUACCUGGCCCAACUUGGAUAGGAAGCUCUCGUGGUAAAUCGCUCACCUCAAUUGACAUACUUCUUCUCCCUUGCUAGCCUGGAAACCGACCUACUGCCUCUGCAAUAGGAUCACUUCCUGACCCCAGGUCUUCUGGACUAGCCUGAGAGCUCUGUACAUCCAAUUUCUAGUAGUCGUGAAUCUACCAAGAUGAGCAGCAAGGAUGUACCCCCACUCCAGGAACUGGCUAUGCAGACCCUUUUGAGAGAUGAGAACUUGAUCAUCUCUAGUUUGGGGAAGUUACCCCCAGUGUUCUUCCUGGAGCUAUUUAAACAAGCCUGUGAACGUGGUCUUGGUAAUGUUCUGAAGAAAAUGGUGGCUUCCUGGCCCUUCCCUCGACUCCCUCUGGGAGCUAUGAAGAAGAGAAACUUCUUUCAGAUCCAAGAAUAUAUCCUAGAGGAAAUUGAUAGGGUGCUUAUCCAAAAGGUUCGCCCCAGGGAGUACAAACUAGAAGUGCUGGAUUUACGGUCUGUGGGUCAGAGCUGUUCAGAUGUUUGGUCUGGGCCCAUAGAUAAUUGGUUACCACAGACCUCAAGUGAGGCUAAGGAGGGAGGGAAGCAGCCCUUGAAGGUGGCAGUGAACUUGUAUCUCAGGAAUGAUCCCGCUAACAAGCUGUUCUUCCUCUCUCAGUGGGCUAAGAAGAGGAAAGGGUUGUUAGAGGUGUACUGCUAUGAGCUUCAGAUUUGGUUACCAUCCCUCUCUGACUGCAAGUAUUUCUUGGAAUGCAUGAACCUGCAUCACAUAGAAGUGCUGGGCCUGUAUUGCCUCCGCAAACCAGCCUUCCUACUUAACUUGAACUCUUACCUUGGCCACAUGACGAACCUGCGCAAGCUCUCUCUCUCUAACCUCCACGAAGAGAGCCUUGUCUCCCCAGAGGAGAGGAAGCAUAUCAUCUCCGGGUUCGCCUCGCAGCUCCUCAACAUGGAAUGCCUCCAGAAGCUUCAUCUAGAUAACACCUCCUUCUUUCAGGGUCACCUGCACCAGCUGCUCGGGUCCCUGAAGACCCCCUUGGAUGACCUGGCAGUGACUAACUGUCAAGUCUCAGAUUCAGAUUGGUACCAUCUCUCUAAGUUGCCAUGUGUCAGUCAGUUGAAACAACUGAGUUUGGAAAACAUCAGAUUGGUCUAUUUAAGUCCUGAACCCCUCCGAGUUUUGUUAGUAAAAUCUGCAUCCACCCUGGUAUCCCUGAGCUUAGAGGACUGUCACAUGAAGGCUCGCUAUCUCUAUGCCAUCUUACCUGCCCUGAGCAACUGCCUCCAGCUCACUACCUUCAACUUCUAUGGGAACCAAGUCUCCAAGAAUGCUCUGAAGAAACUGCUACGCCACACUGCCAGCUUGAAACACCUAAGCAUGGAGCUAUAUCCUAUUCCUAAGGAUUGCUAUGAAGACAAUGGCACUCUCCAUAUGGAAUACACAGGCAUCCUUUGUGAUGAGCUUAUGGACACACUGAAAGCCAUUAGGAAGCCAGGGAGGGUCUAUUUUGGUGCUGACCGCUGCCAUGAAUGCAACAUUCGAUAUAUCUACAACAAAACCAUGAUGUGUAAGUGUCGGAGAAUCGCUGACUAGUUGUGUGCGAUUUCCAAAAGCUUGCUGUGGAUUCUGGGAGAUGAAAGACAAGGUAGUCAGAGGACACAAACACAACACAUGACUUUAGACUGAUGCUACAGAUCGAGAGAGAAAAGUUAGUUGAUGCUAAAUUCAAGAUGAGGGAGAAAGUUUGUUGACAGGUGUCAUGGGAGUGGAUUCUAGCAAGAUAAGUGUGUUACCCCCAGCAUGGAGAUUAUAAAGUCAUGUUCUGAAAUUGUGAAA
This is a messenger RNA of Mesocricetus auratus (golden hamster), 2259 nucleotides long. RefSeq names its product preferentially expressed antigen in melanoma-like protein 1. The record is from RefSeq and is a predicted model, not a curated record. Gene Ontology annotation, cellular component: cytoplasm. NCBI's taxonomy places the organism in Eukaryota, Metazoa, Chordata, Mammalia, Rodentia, Cricetidae. Gene Ontology annotation, biological process: positive regulation of cell population proliferation; negative regulation of DNA-templated transcription; negative regulation of cell differentiation. The transcript has 4 exons. Bases 601 to 2016 code for a protein of 471 amino acids.